AUGAAUCACAACACAAGAAGACCACUUCAUUGAUUUGAAUGUCUCUGAGAAGUGGAGAUAUGUUGAUAGUUCUUCUCGUGUGUUUGUGUCUGUUCUCUCCAUUAGAUGCUCAGCUUCAAGUUGGGUUCUAUAAAAAGUCAUGCCCUAACGCUGAACUCAUUGUCCGGGAUGAAGUCAGGAAGGCUAUCAUCAAGAACGGAGGCCUUGCUGCUGGCCUUGUCAGACUGCAUUUCCAUGAUGCUUUUGUUAGGGGAGCUGAUGGUUCAGUGCUGAUUGACUCAACAGCAAACAACAGUGCAGAGAAGAGUGCACCACCAAACAACCCAAGUUUGAGAGGGUUUGAAGUCAUAGACAGUGCAAAGAAACGUCUUGAGAGUGUUUGCAAAGGAACAGUCUCAUGUGCUGAUAUACUUGCAUUUGCAGCUAGAGACAGUGUUCGCUUUAGCAUGGGGUUGCCCUACAGUGUACCCUCAGGUAGAAGAGAUGGUAGAGUUUCAUUGGCUUCUGAAGCUCUUUCAAAUCUCCCUCCUCCUAUAUUAAACCUCAAUCAACUCACACAAAACUUUGCUAGCAAAGGCUUGACACAAGAUGAGAUGAUCACUCUCACCGGAGCACAUUCGAUUGGUCGAUCUCACUGCAAUGCAUUCACCAAUAGACUCUAUAACUUCAACUCAACAGGGAGACAAGAUCCAGGCUUAGAUCCAACCUAUGCUGCUCAACUAAAAAGAAGUUGCCCUAAUAAUAGUAGCAGUGCAAACCUAGUUGUGCCAUUGGAUCCUAUUAGCCCUACCAUAUUUGACACAAACUUCUACAAGCUCAUCCUUGCAAAGCGUGGUUUGUUCACCUCUGAUGAAUCUCUCAUUUCGACUCCGGCCACCGCAGCAAAAGUCAGGGCAAAUGCUAACAACGCCAACGUCUUCAAGCAGAAAUUCUCUGCAGCAAUGGUGAAGAUGGGGAAGAUUGGCGUUCUCACUGGAAAGCAAGGAGAGAUACGUUCAGUUUGCAAUAAGAUCAACUGAUCAAAUGCACUGCUGGUCUUAUAGCUAUAUGAUGUUUCAUUUAUAUGUUUCACUGUGUUUUGCAUUUAUGUUUUUGUUGAUUUAUUGGUUUGCAUGUUAUAUUGUUGUGAAGUAUUGUAUUGUUUUGUUCAUGUAAUAAGUGCUUUUUUUUUGUGAUAAUGGGA
Molecule: messenger RNA, 1183 nt
Organism: Dioscorea cayenensis subsp. rotundata (Guinea yam)
Lineage: Eukaryota; Viridiplantae; Streptophyta; Magnoliopsida; Dioscoreales; Dioscoreaceae
Product: peroxidase 5-like
Exons: 4
Coding region: 39-1019 (326 amino acids)
Biological process (GO): response to oxidative stress; hydrogen peroxide catabolic process
Cellular component (GO): plasmodesma; plant-type cell wall
Molecular function (GO): peroxidase activity; heme binding
Source: RefSeq, a predicted model, not a curated record